Messenger RNA from Chenopodium quinoa (quinoa), 1154 nucleotides. RefSeq lists its product as uncharacterized. The record is from RefSeq and is a predicted model, not a curated record. Lineage: Eukaryota; Viridiplantae; Streptophyta; Magnoliopsida; Caryophyllales; Amaranthaceae. The transcript is spliced from 4 exons. The coding region runs from base 63 to 911 and encodes 282 amino acids.
UUGAUAAAGUAUCUGAGACAUUAUAUAAGGAAUACUUUAAGGGACCAUAUUACAGUUGGGGUAUGACUCCACUAGAUGUACAACAGAGAUGGUGGAAUGCUUUCAAGCAUGAGUUCUCAUGGGAUCCAUCAAUAGCUGUGCAAGUUAAGAAGGGCUGGAAAUCAAAAUGCAGUAGGUGUAUUACUGAUAUGUUGUCAAAGAUUUGCACAGAACCUGACUAUAAUGCACAAUUGUGCCCUCCUACAAUAAGGGAGCAAAUGAUUCAAAUGAGAUCUAAAGAAGAUUUCCAAGAAAAGUCAAAGCAAUGUUCAAAAAAUCGAAUGGGCAUCGGAAACCAAAAGAUACACCAUCGACAAGGAUCUAUAUCUACUGAAGAAGUGAGGCUGAAAUUGGAAAAGAAACUGAAGCGUAAGCCAACUGCUGCCGAACUUUAUUACGAAUGUCAUGGUGAUAGCGGGGGUCAAUUUGUUAAUGCCAAGGCAGAAAUGGUGUGGAAUGAAUUUUCAAGUAUAAAAGCUGCCAACCUUGAAUGUGAAAGUGAGAAUAAAAAAACAGAAGACGAGUUGUUCCUUGAGGCUGUAGGUGGGUGGAAUGAGAAGGGAAGAUUAUUUGGUUUGGGAGCAGCUGCUGACUCAUAUUAUGAAAGACUAGGAACUGAAGUAAAGAGGGUAAAGAAAUCAAGAAUGCAGCAUGCAAUGGAGUUGGAGAACAAGUUUAUCGACCUCCUUACGGAGAAUGCAGAACAAAAGAAAGAGCUUGAUGCAACAAAAGAGAGCCUAGUCGAAACUCAAAAAAGUCUUGCGGAUACUCAAAACAUUUUGAAGGCCCUUAAACAGCAAGUGCAAAUGCUUUUACAAAACAACAAAAUCUCAGUCACUCCUACAUCUACGUCUUCCCCAACUGAUGGAUGAUCAACACUAUAGUUGAUUAACAUGACUCUUUGUACAUGCAUGUGUAGUCAGUAAGUUAUUAUAUUAUUUGACAUGCUUCUAAAACAGGUUCAAGCUAGGUAGCAUAUUUUGUAAUUAUAUAUGGCACUAAAUAGGUUCAAGUUAGGUAGCAUAUUUUGAGGGCUUCUUAUGUAUUUCAGUUACAAUUCUAACAGCUCUUUCCUUGAAGCUACAUACGUAAUUAUGAGCUUGGCCUUUUAAAUA